GGUAGGGCCACUGAGCCUGGUGUGGGAUCUGGCCUGACUGGUUUAAUUGGGUUAAAAUGUUCAGCAGCAGCAGUUCGUACAGCUACACAGACUCACUGCAGUCCAGCUGUUAUUUUUUAGAUGAGAUCUCAUCACAGAGUUCUGGUCUCUCUCGGCCGAGUGCUAAAAUGAUCUACACAGGUGUUUGCUGUAAUGCUGCACAGAUGUUUAUGGUGAUUCCAGCUGUGCAGGGUGUGUGCAGGUGCUUUACAGGUGUGUUUUCUGUAGUACAGAGGAAGGAAUAUGCAGAGUCCAUUAACAAUCAGCUGACCAAGUUCCAGCACAGAGUAGAGCACGUGUUUACCUGUGAGCUGGACGGGGAGCAGGUCUCAGGGCUGCAGGACUGUGUGGAGAGGUUGAAGCUGUUGGAGUCGACAGGCCGGGUGUGGGGGCAGGACAUGAUGCUAGAGGUCGAGAACCAAAACCUGGUGCUGAAGGACAUCGAGUCAAAAGAGGAGCUGGAGUGUGUUUCUCUGCGAGAUGUGAUGGAGGUUGGUGCAGUUUUGGAUGGCAGCGUGUUCGAUUCCCUUCUGCUGAUUUUGGUUCAUGAGCGCCGAGUCAGAAACGUCUUUAUGUUUCAGUGCGACUCUCUGAGGGCGGAUUAUAUAAAGCGAGAUCUGGAGCGAGUUCUGCACAACCUGAACAACUCAAACAUGAAGAAUCACGGACUGAAAUACUCCGUCACCAACAGGGGGCGACAAGGGGGUCUGAAGGAGAAAUCUCACAGAAACGCUCCCUCCAGUGAAUGGACCCCAACUCCCCCAAACUCUGGAGAAUGGAGCCCCCUAGAUGACGAUGAAGUUUUUCAGAAUCCACUCACAAGCAGACAGGAGUCGAUCUACAGUGAUCCAGAACUUUUAACUCCACCCGCACCUACAGUGGACCAGCGACCCGGACCAAGCCCUGCGCCGUACACAGAGAGAGAGAGGAACAUUGACGUCCUCAAUCACCUGAUUAAUGAUAUAGAGCAGUUUGUGGACGUGCUGGUGGCUGCAGUUCCAACAGUCAACAAGAAGAAAAAGAAGAAAAAACAGAAAAAUGGAUUACCAUCAGAUGAGGAAUUUAAAAUCUGCCUGCAGAAAUUUAAAAUGUCUUUUAAUCUUCUGGCUUCAUUAAACAAUCACAUUCAUUCACCAAGUGCUGCUGAACUCACACACUGUCUCUUCAACACACUGGAAAUGGUUGUGAGUCGGUGUGCUGAUGACCUCCCACCGAGUGUCGUGGCACCACUGUUAGAACCGCAGUGUGUUCGUUUCCUCAGUGAGGAGGCGACAGCGGAGGAAGACCAGCUGUGGCAAUUACUCGGAGAUGCUUGGAACAUUCCCAGCUCUCAGUGGCCGGAGGAUGAUGAUAAAAUUCCCACCUUCUCUCCUGUGUUUAACGAUGGUUGGGAGCCACCAGAGAUCAACAACAAACCUCUAAACCUGAAGGAGAGACUGGAGUCCAGCGGAAGUCAGAGCUCCAGAAUGACUACACAAUCUACACACACAGGUGAGGAAGCAGCAGUGAGUGUGAUGAAGGUGCUGCAUGAUUUUAGAGCAAGAAAUGAACGAGAACUGAGUGUGAGACGAGGAGAACUAAUGGAGAUACUGGAUAUGUCUAAGCAGUGGUGGAAGGUGAGGAACGGUCUAGGUGAGGAGGGUUUCAUCCCAAACAACGUCCUCGGAUCUACUGAGAUGAACGGCGCUCAGGAGGCAGAGCCUAACCCCACCCUGAACAGGAAGUCCAGACCUGAGGAGGUGAAGGCGUGGCUGGAGCAGCGAGGCUUCAACAAAAUUACGGUGAGAUGUUUGGGGGGGCUCAGUGGGGUGAUGUUAUUGGGGAUGACGCAGGACGAGCUGAAGGUCGUUUGUCCAGAGGAAGGAAGACGAGUUUAUUACCAACUACUGAACAUUAAAACAGCUUUAACUCUCAACAGUGAGGUGAGACCACUGAACUGAGAGAAACCAGAAUCAUCAUCACCAUCAUCAUCACCAUCACCAGCUCCAGCACCCCUCAGGUGUAACAGUGAUGUGGAUCUGUGAUGGAUCCUCCUGUGCUCAUGUGCAGAAUAAUCAGUAAACAAUAAUAAUCUGCUCGUCAGUAUCAGGAAGCUGUUUCAGUAGUCAGGUGGACGCGUCACUACAUUUUACAUCAGUAAUUUUAUCCAAACUUUAAAGCAGUUUUAUUUGUGUUACCAGACGUCCUCUUUUCCCAUCAGGCCGCGAGUCUAAAGUGCCUAAAAUGUUUAAUCUCAAGCUGCUAAAACUUUUCUCCUCACUAAUAAUUAAUCAGGGACUUAAUUUACAGAAUUUGGUAAAUCAUUUUUUACCAAAAGCAGUUGAAGGUUAGGGCCCUUGCUCAGGGGCCCAAUAGUAGUAACUUGGCAGUGGUGGGACUCAAACCAAUGAGUUUCUGAUCACUACACCAGGUUUCUUCUUCCUGCUGCCUUUUUAGAAAAUGAACAGAGAGAAUCGACUUGAGAGUCGACUCGGGCAUCUGAAUCAAUAGAGAAAUCUGACAGCAGUUAAAUUAAUCUACAGAAUUAAAUGAUUACAUUUUAAAGCUAAAACUAUAAAUAAGUCUUUACAUUUUAAUUAAUACAUUUAAUAAAACGUUCAAUAUCAUAAAUUAACAUAAAUGCAUGUUUGCUCAUUAGAUUUUUAUUCAAAUAAAUGAAUGAAUAUAGUAUUUAUUUAAAAUAAGAGGACGUGAUGUAUAUUUCAGCAUAAUAAUUCAUAUUGAUUGUGUUAUAAACGCUCUGCUGCUCUAUGUGAUGUACAUUUUUGGUUUGAAGUUUAGACUUAAUGACGUAGUGACUUAAUUACAACAAACGAAUUAUUCAAACUAUUUAGAAUUUUUUUUAUAAAAUGAACGUGUAAACGAGUUAAGUUAUGAGUGUGGUGAGUAUAAAGACUGAAUGUAAUGUUGAUCUGUGACACCACGCUGUAUAAAUGA
Molecule: messenger RNA, 2976 nt
Organism: Trichomycterus rosablanca
Lineage: Eukaryota; Metazoa; Chordata; Actinopteri; Siluriformes; Trichomycteridae
Gene: eps8l3a
Product: EPS8 signaling adaptor L3a
Exons: 20
Coding region: 57-1979 (640 amino acids)
Biological process (GO): Rho protein signal transduction; positive regulation of ruffle assembly; regulation of Rho protein signal transduction
Cellular component (GO): plasma membrane; ruffle membrane; vesicle
Molecular function (GO): actin binding
Source: RefSeq, a predicted model, not a curated record